Molecule: messenger RNA, 2037 nt
Organism: Aspergillus pseudoviridinutans
Lineage: Eukaryota; Fungi; Ascomycota; Eurotiomycetes; Eurotiales; Aspergillaceae
Exons: 6
Coding region: 1-2037 (678 amino acids)
Molecular function (GO): protein binding
Source: RefSeq, a predicted model, not a curated record
AUGGAGGAUCAUUGUGGUGGAAGCGGAAACAAUAACGGGCUGCUCUACUACCUCAAUCUCACCACAUCCUUCGAUACUACAGCCUCAAACCUGACUGCCUUGUUCGGCAACGUAUCCAAAGCCGGAGGAAUCGCAAACAAUAUCGCCCCAACCUACCGCGAUGGAGUCAUGUUCGCUAACGACAACGAGCUCUACCUCUACGGUGGCCUCCUGCGUCUCACAGACAGUCAAGACCCCCCAGCCGGCAACUCCGUUCUCGGCUACGAACGAUACCAGUAUGGCCCGGACCGAGAAUCCUGGCAACCAGGCUUCAUCAUCGACAAUCUGGACAACGGUGUGACCAGAUACGUGACGAAUGGGGCCGGAGUUUCCGCACCGAGCGAAAAUCUGGGUUUCUAUUUCAGCGGUAUGCGCGGGAAGGACUGGGGCCCUAUCUAUGUUGAUAAUGAAUCCGCCAAUGUCACAUCCGACCGCAUGAUUAAGGUGGACAUGUCCAGUAUGCGCGCGAACAAGUGGUCUAAUCUGUCGUUACCGUCGUAUGUCCCUGCGCGGGCUAAUUCUGAGCUCGUUUGGGUUCCUGUCGCUGAGUCCGGUGUCUUGGUGGCGAUUGGGGGAGUGAUCAAUUCAGUCACGAUCUUUUCUUCGGAAGGAUUGACGAGUGCCCAGCAAAACGCCAGUAAGAGAGCAAGUCCUGGGUUCAUGGAGACAGUGUCUGUCUACGAUGUUAGCGGCGAUAAAUGGUAUCCGCAAAACACGACGGGGGACAUUCCUCCUCAGUUGACGCAAUUCUGCUCAGUCUAUGCGAGUGCAGCAGACGGAUCCUCCCACAAUAUCUACAUCUACGGCGGCUACGACGGGCUGAGCACGGAAAGCACACCGUCCGACGAUGUCUAUGUCUUAUCCUUGCCCUCCUUCAGCUGGAUCAAGCUUUACAGUGGAAACAGCACCCAUGGCCGGAGCGGUCACCGUUGUGUCAAACCAUAUCCUGACCAAAUGUUUGUUCUUGGAGGAGUGCAUCUUGACCCUACUCAUUGCCUUGACGGUGGAGCGAUUCAAGUAUUCAACCUGAACACCGGCAGGUUCCAAAACACCUACAGCCCGACAGUGUGGAGCGAGUACAAAGUCCCGGACCUGGUCACUGCCGUCAUUGGGGGAGACUACAAGGGCGGCGCCACAAGAGUAUCACCCACCUCCUGGACCAAUUCAUCUCUGGCAGAUGUGUUCAAAAUCAAGUAUACGAAGACUAUUAGCACCUGGUACCCCUACAACAGCACUACUAGCAGCUCACCUACCAUCGUCCCUACCAUCGUCCCUGUCCCAACCACUGGGUCCAGCUUCCCCAGGUGGGCCGGCGCCAUCAUUGGCGUUGUUCUCGGGCUCCUUCUCAUCUCAGUAGCUGUCAUUUUCUGGUGUCUCCGUCGCCGUCGCAAGCUCCAAGAAUCACAAUCCACAAGCGAGCAAUCAGCUCGACCCUGGAUCCUGCGGUGGAUGCACACUGGCGGGUCAAUGACUGGCGUACCGAAAUCAGGCGACACGACCGCGUCAACAGGAUACAGUGUAUUUGGGGAUGAAUCGAAUAUCACGCCGGCAACAGCAGUGUCGCCGCUAAGUGUGGAGGCAGGUGGUGAUCCCGUUUACGAAAUGCUAGCCCAUACUACCGCAUUCCCCGUGGAGCUUCCCACACCGUAUAACAACUAUUCCCUCCCCAGUCCGGUUUCGAUCUCUGGCGUCUCGGCCACUGACCAAGUAUCCCCUGUCACGGUCAGCACACCCAGCACUGAGGGUGAACCGAGCCCUGUAAGACAGCUGCAUCAUCGCCAUGUGUCUAGUUUGUCUACUGUGCCGACUAUAGCGAAUGUGAUGCGCGAGGAGAGUGGCCAGCGGCAGACAUAUAGGUCGGAUAUAUCGGAAGGGAGCGUUGAGCUUGGGUGUCAGAGGGGUGCGGAGCUGAGUGGGAGCACUCCUCAGGAAGGGAGAUUGGAGACAACAAGAGAGAUUGAUGAGGUUGGGGGCUUGGGGAUAAAGGAAUUGCCGUAG